Molecule: messenger RNA, 1452 nt
Organism: Heterocephalus glaber (naked mole-rat)
Lineage: Eukaryota; Metazoa; Chordata; Mammalia; Rodentia; Bathyergidae
Source: RefSeq, a predicted model, not a curated record
AUGUAUGCCUCGAUUAGGAACGACAGGAACAGUCUUGGAGACCUAGGAUGCGGGCCUCCUGCGCUGGGGCUCGGUCGCUCUCGGGCCAAGGGUCUGUUCACCGCCUUCCUCAACGUUCACACAGUGCCUCCAUCCCGUCCCUCUUCCCUUGGGCCGCGGAACCUCGCGCGAGUCCGCGUUGCCACGGCGACGCGUCGCGUCACAGCCCGGCGCGCCCGACGGGUUCCAGGCGCCAGCACAGCCCCUGGGGCUCACGGUUCGUGGAGGACAAAGCUCUUAGCUGCCCACAAGAGCACAGUCGGCCUGUGGAUAUGUGUAUAUCAAGGUUUUCUCCAACGUCCGGUCCUGCCUAACAACUCACAGCGAACACCUAGGAAACCAUGGGGGAAACCGUGUUUGCAGCUGAGUAUCUGCCGGAGUCACUGCACGUCGGCUCUGAUCCCGAAGCCCUUUUCCCGCUGGCUAGUUCGGAGAAGUCAAACCAGUGUCCUCCACGAGCUCUUCCACCCAUGCCAAGUGGUGUUAAAGAUACUCUUCAUCCCUGAACAGAGUCACCCAGACCACCGACUGGUUUGUAGCUCAGUAAUAGAAAGUAUACCUUCAUUUUUCUUUUUUCAUUUUUGUUGUUGUUGUUUGCGACAGGGUCUUACUACAGAGUUCAGGCUGGCCUUGAACUCACUGUGUACCCCAAGCUGGCCUUAAACUCAUGAAUCCUCAGCCUCCAAAGUGCUGGGAUUGCAGGCGUAUACGUCCAUGCCCAACUUUUUUUUUUUGCAUUUUUCUAAAUUAUUCAGGAUAGGUAAAGUUAUGCAGCAUUAACCAUCCCAAAAUCUCACUGACUUCAUAUCAUGCAGGACUGUUACAAAUAAUCUCAGGGUUAGUUGCAAAGUCCACUAAUGGUGCAGUGAUGUAAUGAGAUCCAGGCUAAUUCUGUCUUGUGGUUCUGCAAGCUUAACUUGGAAUUCCUUCAGUUGCCACAGCAGCUAGCCUUUUCAAUGUCUUGGCCUCAAAUGACAUGAAUCACUUUUCCCGUGAAGUACUAACCAAGCCCUUCUCUGCUUAGCUUCUGAGGUCAGACAGGUCGAGUCCCCUGAACAUGGCAUGGCGUUAGAAUCGGAUCACUUCUGCUCAUGGCCUAGUGGCUAGAACCAGGCAUAGGCAACUUAGAGGGCAGCGGGCUAGGAAGUACAGGGAUUGGAUGAAUAUUUGUGGAGCUUGCUUUCUGUGUCAUAGUUGCAAACGUUACUGACUGCCAGUGCAUCACUGGUACCACAUUGUGGGCUGUCUUUGACCUUGUCAGUGUUUCACCUUCUUCCCCUAAUGUGUAGAAAGUGAUGAAUGUAGGGGAGAGACGGAAGGCUUCCGAACUAAAAGUUCUAGCCAGCUGUCAUGAAAUCAACCAAUAACAAAUGUUGGUGGUGCUGUGGGGAAAGAGGAACCCUGCUCCAGUGC